AUGUCGAAUACUUAUUAGAUUUCUCAUGCUUGCAAUUUUGCAAUGUUUUUUAUUUUCCAUUAAAAUCUCGUAAACUUAGAUAAAAAGAUAUCAUCAGAUAGUUUUAAAAUUUUGAAUUCAGAAAAGAUGAACAAUCUUAUGGAAGAAACAUCAAACACCAUAGAGUCUUUAGAUUUAAGUGAUGAUGAUGAUGACUAUUACGAAGACAAUGAUGAAUAUUAUGAAUAUGAUUUUGAAAAUAACAAAAUUAAUUCAGUGGGACUUCAUUCUAACACUCAGAACAGUAGUGAAAAACUUACAAGUUUUCAACCUCCAGAAAAGCUUUUUAAGAAAUAUGCAAACAAAAUAAAUGUUGAAAAGUAUGAAGGUCCAGCUAUUCCACAACAUGCUGCAAAUAAGCUUUUCGAGGCUAAUCGAAAACAAGAAGCAAAUAUGGUUCGUUCAAAAGAUAAACAGGAUCGAGCAACAGCAGAAUUAGUUAUGGACCCACGCACUCGUAUGAUUCUAUUCAAGCUUUUAAAUCGUGGAAUGAUUACGGAGAUCAACGGAUGCAUUUCAACUGGAAAGGAAGCAAAUGUUUAUCACGCAACAAACAAGUUUGGAGAAGAUUAUGCGAUAAAAAUUUAUAAAACAUCAAUUCUUACAUUUAAAGAUCGCGAUAAAUAUGUGACAGGAGAGUUCAGAUUUAGACAUGGAUAUUGUAAAAGUAAUCCAAGAAAAAUGGUUCGUACAUGGGCUGAAAAAGAAUUAAGAAACUUAUCCAGGAUGUACAAAAAUGGUUUACCAGUUCCGAAUCCGAUUCUUUUAAAAUCUCACGUACUUGUGAUGAGUUUCAUUGGUACAGAAGGCUUCCCAGCGCCGAAGCUUAAAGAUGUUGAGCUCACUGAAUCGAAAGCACGAGAACUUUAUCGUGAUUGUGUGAUUCUUAUUUGGCGAUUGUACAACAUUGUGAAACUUGUUCAUGCAGAUUUGUCUGAAUUUAAUAUUUUGUAUCAUAAUGGAUCAGUUGUCAUUAUCGAUGUUUCACAAUCUGUCGAACAUGAACAUCCAUGUGCCUUUGAAUUUCUUCGUAAAGAUUGCACAAACAUUUCUGAAUUUUUUAGAAAGAAAAAUGUGUCAACAAUGACGAUCAAAGAACUUUUUGACUUUGUUACUGAUCGUAACAUUAAUGAGAAAAAUAUGGAAGAUUGUCUUGAGAAGAUUUCCGAUCGAAUUGCGAAUCGUGAUUUUGAUGAAUUAACAGCACAGGAAAAAAUCGACAAUGAAGUUUUUAAAAAUGCUUUUAUUCCUAAAACACUCAGUGAAGUUUACGAUAUCGAACGUGAUAUUAUGAUGCAAAAAAAUUCUGAUAAGAAAAAUUCUCAGGAGCUUAUCUAUGCAACUGUUAGUGGAUUGGAUACAAAAUUAAACGUCACAGACAAACCGAAGGUUUUGCAAGAAGAUUUAGAAGAAGAGAGCGAAGAAAGUGAAGACUCCAGUGAUUCUGACAGUGACGACAAUAGCGAGGCUGUUAAUGGCGAAACAAAAAUCAAAUCGCAAACCCGAAAUAAAAAUGAAACUUUAGAAGAGAAGAAAGCUCGUAAAAAGGCAAUUAAAGAUGAGAAAGCAUCAAAACGUGAAACAAAAGUUCCGAAACAUAUCAAAAAAAGAAAAGAAAAAAUGAACAGUAGAAAAAAAUGAAAAAUCUUUCUAAUAAAAAAUAUUUUAUUGUUUAAAUAAA
This is a messenger RNA of Clunio marinus, 1720 nucleotides long. NCBI's taxonomy places the organism in Eukaryota, Metazoa, Arthropoda, Insecta, Diptera, Chironomidae. The record is from the annotation of a GenBank genome assembly.